AUGCGGUCGAAACAACGAAAUAAGAUACAACAACCUCGCUCUUUCCUCUCCUCCGCGCCGCUCCACAGGCUGCUAGGGUGAGUCUGCUCACUCUGACAGCCUGGAAUGAUCGUUCCCUUGUAGACAAUCCCAGCAGCAACCGACCGGAGCGGAGGACAGCGCUUGUCGCUCGUGAGCUGGCGCGCUACGAGGUGGACAUCGCCGCACUCAGCGAGACCUCCUUCUCCAAACAAGGCCAACUGGUGGUGGUGGUGGUGGUGGUGGUGGGUGUCGGUUACACCUUCUUCUACAGCGGUCGCCCCCAAGGCAGAGCGACGAGACGCGGGUGUCGCCUUCUCCAUCCGGAAGGACAUCGUGGGACGACUGGCCUAUCUGCGCACGGCAUCAGCGACCGACUGAUGAGCCUCCGCCUGCCUCUCCAGGUAGGCGAAUUCAUCCCCAUCUUCAGCGUCUACGCUCCUCCGAUGACCAACCCUGACGCGACAAGGAAAAAAUUCUGUGAGCAUCUGCACGUCCUUCUGACAUCUGUUCCGAAAGUGAAUAAGUUGGUUGUCCUUUGCGGCUACAAUGCCCGCGUCAGGACAGACCGCGCUGCCCGGAGGGGAGGGCUUGGUCCUCACGGAAUCGCCGACUGCAACGACAAUGGCCUCCUUCUCCUGCGGAACUGA
This is a messenger RNA of Spirometra erinaceieuropaei, 668 nucleotides long. NCBI's taxonomy places the organism in Eukaryota, Metazoa, Platyhelminthes, Cestoda, Diphyllobothriidea, Diphyllobothriidae. The record is from the annotation of a GenBank genome assembly.